GGGGGAGGAAUUUCUUUUGUUUACGAGGUCCAUCCUUUAAUUGUGGUAAAGGUCCCGAAAUCUGGAGAGUUUGAGAGAGAGCAAUUCUAUAAAGAGCUAGAGAUAUAUCGAAUAUUCGCACAAAAACGGCCUUGUCCGUCUAUCGUGCAAUGUUUCCUCUUUUCGGACAACGGCAUCUUCCUCGAGUACAUAAGAGAUAUGUCACUUUCUUCUAGAAUGCAGAAAAACCAUAUUCGAGACUAG
Messenger RNA from Penicillium cataractarum, 243 nucleotides. RefSeq lists its product as uncharacterized. The record is from RefSeq and is a predicted model, not a curated record. NCBI's taxonomy places the organism in Eukaryota, Fungi, Ascomycota, Eurotiomycetes, Eurotiales, Aspergillaceae. The transcript is spliced from 2 exons. The annotation marks the transcript as partial.